AAAGAGUUGAUUGAAUUGCGGUUCUUGUGUCCAUCGGAUGUCCCGAAAGUGAAACAAUUAUGUAGUGAUUGGUUCCCAAUCGAAUAUCCUGACAGUUGGUACGAAGACAUCACAUCCAACCCCAAGUUCUUCGCAUUGGCCGCUGUUUUUCGCUUUGAAAUCAUUGGCCUAAUUGUGGCCGAAAUCAAGUGUCAGACCAAAUGUAAUCGCGAAGACCAGGGAUUGUUGGCCACGAGUUUGGCCAACAAUUCGCGUGUUGUGUAUAUAUUGACGUUAGGAGUGGUGAAGGAGUUCCGGCGCAAUGGCAUCGCAACCCUAUUGUUAGACAAUCUGAUCCAUCACUUGACGCGCAACGAGUCGACCACUGACUGCAAGGCUCUCUAUUUACAUGUGUUGACCACAAACUUAGUGGCCAUACGUUUCUACGAGAAACGACAGUUUAAACGACACCUUUUUUUACCUCUUUAUUACUCAAUCAAUAGCACAGCGAGAGAUGGCUUCUCAUACGUGCUGUACAUUAACGGCGGUCGACCCCAACCAACCCUAUUAUAUCCUUUUCAUUAUUAUAACUGCACUAUAAUAUCGAUAAUGUUAUGCAAUGAAUGUUUGUUUUCCUUAACCGAUAAGUUUACAGAUUAUAUAUCCAUCGUUUUGGAGGCAUUGAGUCGAAUAAGUGCUAACCCAUGCAAAUGGACUAAACGUGUACUUCAAGUGAUGGCAUCCAAGAUGUGCCGAUUUAUACCAAUGAGCGCAACCAAUAGAAACUCUUCGCCGCAUUUGGCCAGUCUG
Medioppia subpectinata is the source of this 789-nucleotide messenger RNA. The record is from the annotation of a GenBank genome assembly. NCBI's taxonomy places the organism in Eukaryota, Metazoa, Arthropoda, Arachnida, Sarcoptiformes, Oppiidae.